This is a messenger RNA of Chiloscyllium plagiosum (whitespotted bambooshark), 384 nucleotides long. The record is from RefSeq and is a predicted model, not a curated record. NCBI's taxonomy places the organism in Eukaryota, Metazoa, Chordata, Chondrichthyes, Orectolobiformes, Hemiscylliidae.
AUAGCAUCGUGGGGAAGCUCAUCAUGAAAGCUGCUGCGGAACACUUGACGCCUGUCACCUUGGAGCUGGGAGGGAAAAAUCCAUGUUACAUAGACCAGAGCUUUAGUCUGGAGAGCACAGUUCACCGCCUGGUCUGGGGCCGUUUCUUUAACACUGGCCAGUGCUGUGCCUCUCCAGACUAUGUGCUCUGCUGUAAAGAGGUUCAAGAGCAGCUCGUCCCUGCCAUCAAACAGUGUCUGAAGAGAUUCUACGGGGAGGAACCGAAAGAAAGUGCCGACUAUGGGAGAAUAGUCAGCGAUCAGCACCUGCAUCGUCUGCAGCAGCUCCUCAACGCUGCUCAGGUGGCGAUAGGCGGCGACACUGAUAAACAGGACCGAUAUUUCG